Molecule: messenger RNA, 4694 nt
Organism: Nymphaea colorata (pocket water lily)
Lineage: Eukaryota; Viridiplantae; Streptophyta; Magnoliopsida; Nymphaeales; Nymphaeaceae
Product: jasmonate-induced oxygenase 2-like
Exons: 4
Coding region: 3369-4424 (351 amino acids)
Molecular function (GO): dioxygenase activity
Source: RefSeq, a predicted model, not a curated record
UCGUGCAUACAAUGCUGGGCAGAUAAUUCCUCCACUGUUGGAGAUCUUGGUAAUGCAUUUGUCCUCCUCUCCAAUGCUGGCAUGAUGAACGCUUCUAUCUCAUAGCAUGCAGCGUCCGACACAGAGCCAAACCUUAUGAGCAUGGUUUCUAGUAUGAGGUCCUGCAGCAUGAUAACCAUGAAGACGGACCAUCAUGAAGAAUCUGCUUUCUUUCUAUGUCUAAAGUUGCCAAGUUUAUAGCCCUGUUGAUCCAUUGAAAAUCUUUUCGGAGGUCAGUUAGCUGCAUAAAACUUUAUCUUCAGGAUUGUAAACGUCCAUAAAAUGGAUCUCAAAUCAAAAUUUUUCAUCGUGAAGGCUAGAUCUGAAGGUCUUUCCACUGGCAAAGAACAUCGACAGACCAAAUUUUUAAUUUUUAAAAAAUUGUUCAUUUCCCUACAAAUUUAUCCAAAUAAAACUUUGCCUUUGACCAUGAAAAACUCAUCCUUCCAGUUUGUUUGGCUGAAAAAUGUUUUUCUCGCCCUCUCCACCUGGCCGCAUCUUCUGCCGUGCCGCUGCCGGAAAUUUCCCAACUUUUCCCCUCCCGAAGAACUUCACCGUAAUCCGUCGGUUGUUCUCCAAUCCCCUGCCGCCGCCUCCGGGGUUUCCGUCGACGGCGUCCAGAACUCCACCUUCUCUGCCUCUCCUCCAUUCUUGGAAUCGCCGUUGCAUCACUUGUUCCGGCAGACCCUAGAAUUCCCGAGAUGGCGAUCAGGAUCACGGCUGUUUAUCCGGGCUACAUCGCACAAUCGCUUGCAAUUGGAAUCAGGUGCGGCAACUGUAGGCUUUUCCAGGACUGCUGCUGGUUGCGAGUUUUCCACUCUAUAAACAUAGUGCCGAUCUCGAUCAGUUGCCGAUCAAUUAUUCCACCGCUGAUAGUACCUACCGAGUAAAGGCGCAUCGGAGUUACGGGUCCCUCGCUGGAAAAUCUUCUCCCAGAGAAAUGUAGAGCUCCUGUUUUGGCUGGGUUGGCCUCCGCCAUGAAGAUCUCCGGGGCUUCUUGCUCGGGAUCGGCUGGGAUGGGCGUGUUCGGGGGUAUCGUCGGGGUUGAAUUCGGCCUCGAUCAUUCCGUUCUUCCAGAGCUCGAAGCGGCUUCCCUGCAACGAAUUCUUUCAGGGUUCUGAGCGGACGAUAUGCGUAAAACAGAGAGUGGUAUUGCUAAAGAAGAUAGUGGGGUCUUGGCGGAGAAAUCGGAGUCGAUGAACAAGUUGGCCGAACUUCGGGAGAGCCGGAGUCGGCGUGGUUGGCUCCCUCAGUGGCUCAGCUUAACUCAGAUGAUGCAAAGAAGCUCUUCACAACAGUGACUGUUUCGCUUCUGUUCAAGUAAUGUAUGAACUGAUAUUACUGCCUCGCCUUUCUUCUUCUCUGUUGCCGAAAAUUCUGCCAGGCCACGAAGUGUAGGAGUGCACAAGAUAGAUUUUAAUGGUGGACCACCAAUUUUCUAGACAAGCCAAUGUAUUGACCACAUUUUUUCAGCAGCGUUGAAGCUGUUAUCCCAUGUCCAAACUCCCUGUUGUCCCUCAUCCUUGACUUACUGACAAAGAUGAGUCCAUAGGCAGCCUUUUUCGUGUUUUCAGCUAUUCAUAUGAAGAUCUCUUCUCUGCAUCCAGAGGAUCAGAUCUAGCCCUGCCUAGGGAUUGCGUGGAAGCGUUAUAUCAGGUAAAAACACCCGAAGAUUAAUUAGACCAACGGAAACAAGGUUCCAUCACCCACGACCUCCUCUUAAGCAGGCGAGAAGUAUAAAGGUGUAGAUCGCACCAGCUGCAUGCAGUGCCUACUCAACUCUGAUGAAUUAAUUUCCUUAUGCAAGAAUUACAAGAAUAAAUCAGGAGCCACAACUGUUGUAGAGUGGUCGAAGCCUAUGGUUUAUUCAGGUUUUUGUUACUUUUACUCGUUUAAUAAUUUGAUCAAAUGGCUGUGAUUGAGAUCCUAAUUCGAUCCUUGUAAGCGUUAUUUGUGUAUCUUGGGUAUGGUGGGUGAAUUACUAUCAUUGUUAAUAUUGAUAGAACCAAAGAGUCUAGAGGUAAAAAAAAUUUUGGGGGAAGGGCUUCAAACCUCUUUUUUCUAGCAGUGAAUUGUUAACCUGAUUUUCACCCAAAAUGACUAUGAUCAAAACCAUUUAUCUAGUAAAUGUGUUGUUAUCCAUCGAAUUUGUAGAUAGAGCGGCUUUCUGGAGUUGGUCAUUUACCAUUUUCAACAUUAGAAAGUCUUUUGUCGCUUUUGUAGAUAUAAUGGUCUUCUUGUUCUUAUUAUUUCUCUCUCUCUCUAUCUCGCCGCGGUUGAGUCUCGGGUUCACCUCUUUACUUCUUGUCCUUUCUUCUAUAGUGUUCUUACCUCUGCAUGGUCUUCCUUCGUUAACAACCUCUCAAACCCACCAUCCAUUCGCCUUUUUUUUCUCUUUUGUCCUUCUUCUCACCUGUCUUUUACCUGGGGUCGUGUUUGGAAGUUGUGGCUCAUUUCUUCUUGAUGGCGCAUUUGAGAAGAGCGCAGCAACAGGGUAUUGAGAGACACAUUCUCAUCGUCGGAGUCUGUGGCACUCCUUGUGCAGGGAGAUGUUCACUUUGUUAUUCGGCUACGGCACCGUCCUUCGUCUACUGCUGGGUGACUCUGCUAUUCCGUUUGUCCACUCUCUCCACCUCUCUUAUUACGUUUUAUUGUGAUAUUAACUUGUAUAUUCUCUUAUUAUAUUUCGUUUCUACGGUUUGCUUAUGUAGUUAAGGAACUUUUUGUCCUCAAAUUUUGCUAUAUAUUUUCAUUUUAUCGGCUCCCUCUCUCUUUGUUUUAUUGAAUUUAACAUAUCUACUUUGUUGGCUAUUUAAUAGUUACCGGAUUUGCGUCCAUCUUUGCGUCCAUCUUUGCAUUUCAGAUUUGCAUUUCAGAUUGAGUUCUGAAGUUGCAGUGUGGAUCCGGUCUGCAACAAUGUUCUUGAAUACCUUUGCCCCAGACACAGCCAGUAAGGUAAAAGUAAAACCGGGGCACGUGUUCAAAACAAUAUCCUUUGAACCAGUGGAGGCUGCCUUCAACUAUAAAUGCAAAUUGUGAAACUUCAGUAAAUUUUGGACGAAAAAAUUUGUCUUCUUCAGUUAUAUUUUAUAUUAGUCAUGUUAGCUAGUAAUGCUAGCCAAGUGGAAACAGCAACGAAAAAAACGAACGUUAUAAUUUUUAUUGAAAACCACAUAUGUUUAUCCGUGGCGUGUGGGCGAGAUGCGAGCAGGUAAUAAUGCUCUCAUGUUUAGAUCUCUGUUUGCGACGGACCUCGGACAGACUUGCCAAACUUUGUCCAACCGUAUGCCCACGCACACACACAGAGAGAGAGAGAGAGAGAGAGAGAGAUGGGUGUGGAACUGGAGUUGGACUCUGCAUUCUUGCAGGGGGAAGAGCACAGGCCGAACCGGCGGGCGAACGGCGUGCACCAGGCGGCCGAUGACAUCCCCGUCAUAGACCUCUCCCCCCAUCACCCUUUCCACGACUCGUUGGUGGAGAGGGUGGGCAGGGCCUGCGAGGAGUGGGGAUUCUUCCAGGUCGUCAACCACGGCGUCCCCCUGGAGGUCCGGCAGAAGGCAGAGGCCGCCUCCGCAGGGUUCUUCCGGCUCCCGCCCGAGGAGAAGCAGCUGGUGCGAAGGGACGAGGCGAACCCGCUGGGCUACUACGAGGCCGAGCACACCAAGAACGUCAGGGAUUGGAAGGAGGUGUUCGACUUCGUCGUCCGCGAACCCACCCUCCUCCCUUCCUCCCACCUCGACGGCGACCAUGGCUUGCAGUCCCUCAGCAGCCAAUGGCCCCGACAGCCACCUGGAUUCAGGGAAGCCUGCGAGGAGUAUGGCCAAGAAAUGGAAAAGUUGGCAUUCAAGCUUCUGGAGUUAAUGUCGCUGAGCUUGGGCUUACCUGCAACCCGCUUAAACAGCUACUUCCAAGAACAGACCUCUUUCAUCCGAUUCAAUCACUAUCCUCCCUGCCCAACUCCCGACCAUGCUCUCGGCGUCGGCCGCCACAAGGACUCCGGCGCCCUUACCAUCCUAGCUCAAGACGAUGUUGGGGGUCUCCAAGUUAAAAGAAAGACAGAUGGGGAGUGGGUCGGUGUGAAGCCUGUGCCGGAUUCUUACAUCAUUAAUGUUGGGGAUAUAGUUCAGGUGUGGAGCAAUGACAAAUAUGAGAGCGUGGAGCACAGGGUCGUGGUGAACUCAGAGAGGGAGAGGUUUUCUAUCCCUUUCUUUUUCAACCCUGCCCACUAUGUGACAGUGAAGCCAUUGGAGGAGAUGGUGAAUAAGCAGAACCCUCCUAAAUACAAAGAGUACAACUGGGGCAAGUUUUUCAAGACCAGGAAGCUGAGCGAUUUCAAGAAAUUGGAUGUUGAAAACAUUCAAGUAUAUCACUUUAAGCUAGGUUAAAGAACAUACUGUUGUGUGAUGGAUUUGUGGAGUGGUAGAACAACUUGGACCAUACCAGUUUGACCUGAAUAAGUUGCGUUAGUCUGUGAAAAAAUAUAGCUAAGAUCUGCUCCUAAUAUUGAAGGUCUCCUGGACUUUUUCCCUUGCUUUUUUGGAUCAUUUGUGGAAUCUUGUUUCUUCAUUAUAAUAUCUUAUGUUUUGAAUAUUACACUUGGUUGAUGUUUUUGUAUGGUUUAAGUUAGUAAAUAAAGCAUGUUUUUCAUGUGCCUA